Messenger RNA from Rhizoctonia solani, 2685 nucleotides. Its product is annotated as Retrotransposon-derived protein PEG10. Gene Ontology annotation, molecular function: zinc ion binding; nucleic acid binding. The record is from RefSeq and is a predicted model, not a curated record. The transcript is spliced from 7 exons. NCBI's taxonomy places the organism in Eukaryota, Fungi, Basidiomycota, Agaricomycetes, Cantharellales, Ceratobasidiaceae. The coding region runs from base 1 to 2685 and encodes 894 amino acids.
AUGCUCCAAAAACGUUUUCAUUGGCAGCCUGCUGGUGAGACACCCAAGGCUUGCUACAAUGCGUUUAUCACGCGGACAAUCUUCCCUCAUUAUUGUAGUCGGCUCCCUACCCAUGCCCAAGGGCUGAAGGGACGCGUCAAGGCCAAACAGCGGCGCCUCUUGCGCCUUAUCAUGGUCGGCUUGUACUUUGAGGCUUGGCGCGUUGGUGACUCGAUCCUAGAUGGCAAUAUCCCUUGUGGAAGUGAGAGAUCAAGGCACUACAAGGCUCAGAAGGUCAAUGCCAAGGCCUUCCGUAGACGUCAAAACCACAUCAACAACUUGAAUGAAGGCGGACUUGACAAGGUUCUCCCUUGGCAAGAAUUUAUGCCAUCACAAAACCCUCGCGACUGGUUUGCAAACUUAUUAAGAUUUUGUAUUGGGGCAACGCUCCUGACUCAACACCGAAUCACUCAAGAGGAGGUUGAACAGGGUUGCCAGUUGCUUGAACAGGUCGGCACGGUGUUCACUGAUAUGAACAUCAAUCUCACUCCAAGCUUCCACGCCAUCACACAUUUGCCCAACCACCUCUACAAGUAUGGAAGUGUUUACAAUACUUCUACCAACCGAUUUGAGCGUGCAAACCAAAUGCUUAUCAACGUCAACAAGAACGGGCACGGGGGCGGAGAAAUUGAAGCAACAAUGGCAAAGGGAUUUAUGCGUCGCGUCGAGUGUUACCGCUAUAUUAACAAACUACAAUCAAUUGAGGGGCCAACGGACGAUGAUAUAGCAACAACAAAACUUUUGUUACAAGGCAUGAGAGACGCCCCGGAACACAAAGUUCAGCGUGGCAGGCUUGAUGCAAUUCUGGCUGGAGACGCCCGAUUUCUUGAACAAGGUCUACACAACGUCCGCUUUUACGGAUAUGGCGCGCCGCCACCAGAAGGAAUUCAAGUUCAACUUCAUCCUAGCCGAUCUACUCUUGCCUACCCUCACUUCCGUUGGUACGGGGUCCGGUACGGCUCGGCAAACCAUACGCAAGGGUUUGGUUCACGCUAUGGUUAUAUUGAUGACCAAACACCUGUUACCAUUCAGGGUAUUUAUGAGUCAACAGUGACCGUUCUGGGCAAGCAGUACAAAUUUCUGGCUGUUAUGAUUCAGAAAUUUGUUGCUCCGGCAGAACCGCCUGCCUUCCCAUGGAACCAUUGGGAUCAUAUUCUUGGGAUUGGUGCAUGGGUGUACCAAGAACUCCAGCCAGUGGAAGCAGUGCCAGCAAGUGCAUUUACUGGCCUUUUUGCGCUUUCCGAUAUUGAGAUGUCAUACGGGCACUAUUGGCUUACAUUUUCAAUGAUAACACGUUCACACUCUGCACAAAAACCGCUCAUAAGUCCUGUCACAGGCACUCUAUUCCCCCACGCCGUUCCAAACAUUCCAUCCACACGCUCUGGCGUCCCCCAUCCAUACUCCCGUCCCCCCAGUCGAUCCUCUCAAUGUUCUGUGGCAACCCGCUCCCAACCACCCUCUCGCGGCCCAUCACCCCCUCCGCAACACUUGCCCGGAAUGGAACCGGAACCGUCCAUUACCACUCUCCUCGAGGCUAUCAACGCCCUUGCCAACCAAGUCGGGUCCUUGCAGGCCCAAAUCAAAUCACAGGACAAGCAAAUCACUCAGCUCGUUGCCAUAUGCAAGGAAACCAACGACCUCGUUGGUGACAAAGACCAGGGCAGAGCCCAAACCAAGCCUGGCCCAUCGACUGGGCCUGUCACCCCUCCAACCCACUCAGGGGGGGAAGCCCACACUCCAGGUACGGUUAGGCCUGGGCUCAAAGCCCCUUUCCGCCCCUCAAAGGGAACAGGAUUUGACUCGGAGGAAGACAAAGAACCAAGGGUCCCCAAAAAGGAGCCUCAAGGAACGCCUAGAAGGCACCUUGGGUCCCUUACCCCCUUCGAUGCUGGAUCCAGCGUGAAGAGACCCAAGAUGGACCUCCCCGACCCAUACAAGGGAGAUACCAGGGGACGCAAGGCCACUCAGGACCAAUUUGACGAGGAGGAGCAAAUGGUUGUAUGGAUCCUGUACCAUAUGACUGAUAAAGCCGCCGACUGGGCUCUCCCCAUCAUUGGGGCCAUCAUCAAGGGCGAAGGCAAUCCCCCCACCACCAUCCAGGCCUUAACGGCCAAGUUCAAAGAAGCAUUUGCCGACCCCAACGCCAAGCGAGCUGCCGCUAGAAAAAUUGCGGCUCUCUCCCAAACAACCACCACCUCCGAGUACGUCACGGAGUUCCGCAAUCUCAUGGCGGAAUUGGACUGGAACAAGGAGGCCUAUAUCGCGCAGUUCACGCGAGGCCUCCACUGGAAGGUCAAGGAACUGCUAUCAACCAAGGAUAGUAUUCCCGAUGAACUCGAGGCAAUUUUUGCGGCCUCUAUUAAGAUUGACAACAUUUGCCGCGAAAAUGAGGAGAACCGCCCCAAAAAGGCUCCUGCCAAAUCCCCGGUCACCGCAACCACCUCCAUUUCCACCACCACCACUAGGGUUUGCCUAUCCGAGGACCCCAACUACGUCACCCCGGAGGAAAGGGACCGCCGCCGCGCAUCAGGACUAUGUGUCAAAUGCAGUCAAAAAGGGCAUGGAAUCAAGCAGUGCCCCAAUGGUUGGAAGGCAACUCCCAAGGAAACGGCCAAGGUGGCCCAGGAUGAGUCGGAAAAAGAGUAG